AUGGCCAAGCAACAGGUCUUCCGUCUGCCCCAACGUAGCUCCAUCCAAAAUCUCCAGGUCUAUCAAGAGGACGUCCAAGUGCCCAACAAUAACGAAGUCUUGAUCAAAGUCAAGAAUGUGGCUCUCAACUUCCGCGACUUUGCUGUAGCUACUGGAAAGUACCCUUUCCCAAACAAAGACAAUGUGAUCCCUUGCUCUGAUCUCUCCGGCCAGGUCGUUUCCGUGGGCAGCAACGUCGACGAUUUCGCUGAGGGAGACAAGGUUAUCGCCUCGUUUGACCUGAAGACACUAUACGGUGCCAUGCCAGAUUGGCACCACAGCCUAGGCGGCUGCUAUGAUGGUGUACUUCGGGAAUAUAUUGUCCUUCCUAGCUCAGCUCUCGUCAAAAUACCUGCUACGACUGAGCUUAGCUUUGCGCAACUCAGUGCGCUCGUAUGUACGGGUACGACGGCCUGGAACGCGCUGUACGGCAAUAAUCCGUUGAAGCCUGGGCAGACUGUCCUUUUCCUCGGUACCGGUGGUGUCUCUAUCACGGGUCUGAUUCUCGCCAAAGCUGCUGGCGCAACCACCAUCAUCACAUCCUCGUCCGACGACAAGCUUGCGCAGGUUCAGAAGAACUACGGGGUCGACUACACUAUCAACUACAAGACCACCCCGGACUGGUCGAAGGAGGUCCUCAAGAUUACGAAGGGUCAUGGUGCGGACUUCAUCCUCGAGAACGGCGGUGCUGGGACAAUCGCUCAGAGCAUCAAUGCUGUGGCGUACGGAGGAAAUAUCGCUGUGAUCGGCUUCCUUGCCUCUUGUACGCAAGAAAGGAUGCCAGACGUUGCAGCUCUUGCAUUGGGGAAGGGUGCAGUAGUGCGGGGUAUCAUGGUUGGCUCGAAACAGCAGCUGGAAGAUGUGGCGCGCUUCGUUACUUCAAAGAACCUUAACAUGCCUGUUGAGAGGGUGUUCGGUUUCUCAAGAGAGGAAGUUAUUAGUGCUUUUGAGUAUCUCGUAUCUGGUCAGCACAUUGGUAAGGUCUGUAUCGCCGUUAGCUAG
Molecule: messenger RNA, 1041 nt
Organism: Boeremia exigua
Lineage: Eukaryota; Fungi; Ascomycota; Dothideomycetes; Pleosporales; Didymellaceae
Exons: 2
Coding region: 1-1041 (346 amino acids)
Molecular function (GO): oxidoreductase activity
Source: RefSeq, a predicted model, not a curated record